Molecule: messenger RNA, 3722 nt
Organism: Pimephales promelas (fathead minnow)
Lineage: Eukaryota; Metazoa; Chordata; Actinopteri; Cypriniformes; Leuciscidae
Gene: reps2
Product: RALBP1 associated Eps domain containing 2
Biological process (GO): endosomal transport; endocytosis
Cellular component (GO): cytoplasm; plasma membrane
Molecular function (GO): calcium ion binding; protein binding
Source: RefSeq, a predicted model, not a curated record
CUGAGUUCACAGUGCGAGUGUGUGUGUGUGUUAAUAUGUGCCUGUGCUAGAGCACCGCAGAGCGGACGCGACGCGCCUCCCUCCGCCACAGGGCCACGGAGAGGCCGUUCGUCUGCGGCUCGCACUCGGGCAUGGAUCCGGGAUCUGCCGCGGGCACCGGAGGGACCUUCCUUUCCCUGAGCGACACUGAGCAGAGAUGUUACUCCGCGCUGUACGCGCUCUGUCAGCCCGACAGCCUCGGCAUACCGGCGGCGGGGAAAGUGGCGGAUCUGUUCCGGGCGUCGCAGCUGCCGGCCGAGACGCUGCACCAGGUAACAGAGGUGUGUGGUGCUAAGCGGCUCGGGUUCUUUGGCUGUGGGCAGUUGUACGUGGCUCUGAAGCUGAUGGCCGCGGCACAGGCUGGUUUGCCAGUACGUCUGGAGAGCAUCACAGGGGAACUUCCUCUUCCUGUGUUUGUUGGGAUAACGAAUGAGCUUGAGAUGCGUUACGCCAAUCACCCCCCAACCAAUGAGAGCCAGCCGCACAUUCUGGGCUCAGUUCCUGGCUCCGCCCCUCGUCCCCCUGCAGACAGACCUGUACUGAGACACCCUGACACCAGCAUGGACAAACAGGAGGCGUGGUCUCCUCCGCGGUCACCCGCCAUCUCCCCGCCCCGCUCACCGCCAGCCUAUCGCAACUAUCCAUAUGCUGCACAGAGAAACGGAACAGACAUGCUAUUGGCGUAUGACGGGAAAGUGGCGUCUCGUCCCAGUGUUCCUCAGGAAAACUUCUCUCCCAGUCAUUAUUCUGUCAAGCCUCAGCCGGAGCAGCCUGUCAUUACACGCGUCGGCUCAGUGGAGCGUCUGGUGGAGAGAGCAGAGGUGGAUCACUCCGACGACCCCUGGAGGAUAACAGAGGAGCAGCGGGAAUAUUACACCAUCCAGUUCAGGAGUCUCCAGCCUGACCUCAGCGCUCUCAUCGUGGGAACUGUUGCAAAAAACUUCUUCACCAAGUCCAAGCUUCCGAUUCCAGAGCUGUCGCAUAUAUGGGAGCUGAGCGAUGUUGACAAGGACGGCGCUCUCACUUUCCCAGAGUUCUGCACUGCCUUCCAUCUGAUUGUGGCCCGGAAAAAUGGUUUCCUCCUUCCUGAAACUCUCCCCGCCACGCUGAGACCGGGAUAUGUGGAUCCAGGUGUGGUUACAGCGCCACCAUCUGAGGCGACUCAACCUCUCAUUGUGUUUGAUAUGAGGCCUGGAGCCAAUCCACUGGAAAUGUGUUCUGCUGGCCUUCAGGUGACCUCUAGACCAGGUGUGACCGCUAAACAGGACACGAGAGAUGAAAGCAGGAAACCGGAUUUCAGCCCAAAGAGAGUUCCAGACCUGCAUGAAAAGCCAAUCCAGCGUGUCAGCACUUUAAAACCAGAUUCUCCACAAGAGCUUGACGCGAAUAUGAAGUCAAGAACACGACCCAGGUCAUAUUCCAGCACGUCUAUAGAUGAUGCCAUGAAGAAGGUGGAGGAGCCGCCCACUCCUCCUCCUCGACCCCAGAAGUCUCACUCCCGCGCCUCCUCUCUCGACCUCAACAAGCUCUUCCAACAGAGCAGUCAAGGUGGUAAAAGUGUGUGGUUGCCUCCUCCUCCAGCUCUUCCUCCACGACCGACAGCGACGCAGAUCUUCAGCUUCAUGCCUGGCUCAGAGAAGAGUUCCCAGAAGGCCGUUCAUCAGCCAAACUUUGCAGAUUUCAGCAAGUUUAGCGAGGAGCAGGAGACCAUCGUGACAGGAGCUCUCAGCACAGAAGACCUGACACCCAAAUCGGAUUCCACAGUGGUGCAACAAGGCCACGCCCCUCAGAAGCCAGUCCGAAGAAAGCUCCACCCAGAAAGCCUGAGUGCCACGCCCCCCUUGGCCACGCCCUACUCUGCUGCCACAUUGACCAAAUCUACACAGAGGCCUCCACCCAAGCAGAAGAGAGAGAUCCAGAUGGCCAUCAGGAAGAACCGAGAAACCAACGCAGUCCUGACACGUCUCAACAGUGAACUACAGCAACAGCUAAAGGUUGUGCACCGGGAGCGAGUCACUCUGGAAUCCCAGCUGGAGUUGCUGCGACCCGUGGCGUCAACCUGACCCGACACACACUCGCUUUCUCUCGCUCUCUGUCCUUCUCGUGCGUGCGCCGGACUCUGGGUUGUGAGUUAUAAUUCAGGCACGCGACAGGAGACUUUAAGUGACCAAGACGCCACAAACACUGUGUCAGAACCACAGGAGAGCGCCAAGAGUACUAGCAAGUUCGUUCUGUCAGAAAACUAGAUGUUUUCUUGAUGGUUUUGGGUUUGUGUUUGUAUGUUCCUGCCUGGGUUUAUCCAGCAGAAUCAUGCCAACACGUCACGACUAACUGUUAGACAAGGAAAAGCUUCAGUAUUCAACUUCAUUCCAGGAAAUUGGGAAUCAAUUUAUGGUUUAUUAUGCAAUGGAUCUGAUUUCCUAAUGUUUUAUCCGAUUACUGCACCAUUACGUUUCAGUUCAAUAAACAUGAAUAUGUUUGAACCGGAUCAAGAAUAAGCUUAUAAGGGGGAAUCUCACUUCACCCCGAGAGCAGACGGAUAAAAUAACUAAUAAUAUGAUAAUGAUUACUUAACUAAUUAUUAUAAUACAUUUAUAUGGACUUAAGGAUAAAAUAUAGCCUGUAAGGAUCUUAUUUUAAUGAUAAUGAGUACAUUUUAAGCAUUAAAGUAAGCACAACAAAAAAUGACCUGAUCUUCUAGAAUCUCGUUGACUAAUCGCAUCUAACAUAAACAUUUGUUUACUAUAUACUGAGUGUGUAAGUGUGUGUGUAAUAAUAUAUGUCUAUGUGUGGGGGUCUGUGUAUAUACAGUACACACACACACACAUGUAAACGCAAACUUUUAUGUUAGAUGUGAUUAAUCGCAAUUAAUCGAUCUUACAGCACUAUAUAUAUUACAUUAAAGGAAUUAUGAAUAAUUUGGGGAUGGAAAACUGUUUAAUUAUCGUGAAAAUUGUAUCUAAAUUAUAAGCUUGAUUUUCUAUUCUUUCACGAUUUCUGUUAUUUUUCUUUUGGUUUUGGAGUUAAAUAUAAGCCUGGACAGAUGCUGUGUGAUUUCCCCAUGCAGAACAUUGACGAUAAUGUAGAUGAAUGUAGAAUAGUCAUUCAUUUGUGUGCUGGGACAAAGAGUUUGCAACGAUGGAUGUGUCCUAAAGACUGUAUGUGUUCAUGCAUGAAGAUGAACAUUUAUUUUUACACGACUAGUUCUGCCGGCAUGUUGUAUGUGAGUAGUUUGACCAUACAGGACAGGAAUGUUUUAAUAUCUCGACGUACGUGUUGAAUGCCACGUUAACCUCAGAUCAAUGAGGACGAGCCAGUGAUUGUGCUUGUAAUGUAUUAAAAAAACCAUUCAAUCGUUUUCUUUUACAUUUUUACAUUUUUGUGAUUUCUUAAGCAUUUCUUACUAGCCUUAAAAUUAUUUUGGGGGGUAAUAAUGAAAAAAAAACUGCAUCAAAUAAAAACCAGUGACUGCAAAAAAAAAAAAAAAAAUGUUUUUGUUCAAAAGUGUGCUAAAUACUUUUCUAUGCAAAAAAGAAGAAAUGCUCACUUUGAAAGUUUGUUUGCCACGUUGUGUGUUUUUGAUACUGAACGAAUCUCUCAUACACUGUGUUCUGAUGCAGGAGUGGGAAUGUUCUGUCUAUAAGUGUGUCAAUAAAGCUGUGGAAUUAUGUGAGAAUAUGACA